This is a messenger RNA of Eruca vesicaria subsp. sativa (arugula), 297 nucleotides long. The record is from the annotation of a GenBank genome assembly. Lineage: Eukaryota; Viridiplantae; Streptophyta; Magnoliopsida; Brassicales; Brassicaceae.
AUGAGGUUCUUGUCUGUUAAAAAGCAGUGGGCUGCGAUGAUAGAAAGCGAAAGUUUUAGGGAAACUUACAGAUCCGCUUCGGAGAAGAAACCGAAGAUACUCUUCUCAGCCAGAAUACAGGAAAAGCCCGAGUCUAAGAUAUUCACAUGCCACAGGUUUCUGUCCAUCCUCCAGGAGAAGCCCAACUCGUUGAUCCAAGAGCCAUCUUUACUUGCAGUGUUGAAGCGUGACUAUACCCAUAAAAUUUCUCAACCUACUGGUGGACUACUGUGUUGUUUCCGCCAUACUAAGUCCUUG